This is a messenger RNA of Caenorhabditis briggsae, 2262 nucleotides long. It is a transcript of the gene Cbr-gak-1, whose product is annotated as Protein CBR-GAK-1. The transcript has 7 exons. NCBI's taxonomy places the organism in Eukaryota, Metazoa, Nematoda, Chromadorea, Rhabditida, Rhabditidae. The record is from RefSeq and is a predicted model, not a curated record. Bases 1 to 2262 code for a protein of 753 amino acids.
AUGAAUGAUUUAGCAAAAAAUUUGCUAAAGCAUUCUCAGACAACAGAUUCUGCCCCACCAAUAUCACCAUUGUCAUUCGCUUUCAUGACUGACGAGGAGAAGGCGGCGUUUAAGUUCCCAGCAUCCGAACUCGCAGAAGGAGAUACCAAAAAAGAUGAAGAGCAAAUGUCUCCCAAUAAAAACGAUUCGAAUAGUCAUUCUUCCCCUUCAACAUCUCCUUCUGACUCAUCAUCUCGUCCUCGGAAAACUUUCAAAGUUGACGACCUUCUCAUAGUGGAUGAUGACGAUGAACCAUUUUCUUCACCCGAUGGCUACGAACCAACGGCUCAUCUCGGAUGGGCGUCAUUUGGAGAAUCCAUUCGUCCACCACCUCCCACUACACCUCCACCGCCUCCGCCUGUGCUCAGCAAAGUGGUUUCUGCUCCAGUCCCACUAAAGCGAACUUAUAAAGUAUACGUCAUACACCAAGCGAACCGAGCCAAAACUAAACCUUACGAUGCCUCCAAUCAUGUGUCUGCUGCUACUAAGAGAGUCUCUGGCUCUCCAGUUUCUCCCACUUCAAAAUUAGCAAAAAAGGACGUAGCUGACGUAGUGUCUUCCGAUUCCGAUGCAGAUGUUGAUGUAGUCGGUCUUGAUGAAGAAGAAUCUACAUUGUUACUAGACGUCAGUGAUUCAGCAAACCCACCAGAUCUACCGCCACAGAGUUCGCUCGGAUCUAGAUUUGGACUCAAAUCUAAGCGAGACAAUCGUCGAGGCUAUGAUUCGGAGGACGACGAUCCGUCGAGCUUGCGUUAUGCCAACAAUUUUACACCACCUCCACGACUCGAACCACAAACCACAGAGAAUCAAAAUCGAGAUUUGCCAAAGAAGAUUGAUGAGGACAGUGUUGAGCUGCGAUCAAGCCUCGAUGCACCGCAGUCUCUAAAGUCGAACAAGCCAGGACCUGUUCUUCCACUUUCGAAAUCCAUAAUGGAACAAAAAAAGGUUGCGCUGGGAAUGACUCGAAAUGCAGUUAUAAAGAAGGUCGACAGUUCCAAAUCGACAACCAAAAACUUCACUUGUGCUCCAAGAAGCGUUCAAAUUCCAGCGUAUACUGACAAGGCUCCGAUGACUCUGUAUUCGAAUGUGAAUGUAAGAUUUCUUUUCGUUUUUCAAAGUCUUAUGGAGUCUUUAUUACAGAAACCAGGAGCAUUUCACAAAGACGCUCGUGGAAGAUGUGUUCGGUGUCGAGACAGAAGUCCAGUUGACAUGUCGUCAUUUAAAUUUGUCGAUGAUUCAACUGUGAUAUCCGUUCGAGCACACUUGUGCGAUCAAACACGUGUCAUGAUUGCGAGAACAGCCGUAUGGAAUCGAGAGUAUUCGAAAAAGCUCGGGGAUCGAGCAACAGGAACGGUAUGGCAAAAGCCAGAUGAGGUGACAGCUCAAAUGACAGGAUUCUGUAGUGCGACUGUUCGUCGUUGCAUUGAAAUCGCCAAUUUGUCGAUUGUACCGAGGUGUGCUGAUCGGAUUGGAGUUUCGGUGAGCGAAAAAUUGAAGCAAAAAUCUUAUCGAAAUUGUUUUUCCUUUCAGAAAAACGAACUAGCCUCCUUGAAAUCUGCCUUUGAGAACGAAAAGUUUUUCGGACAAACAAUGAGGACUCCUCAUGUGCUGACCCAUUAUUAUUCUGCGAAGUCCCAGAAUUCAGCUAAUAAAGGAACAACAAAUGCUCAUGGUCCUCCUCUGUUGCCUCGAAUCGGUCGACCUCCGGCGCAGAAAGUGGACGAGGAAGAGGAGAAAAGACAUCAUCCUCUCACCAACUAUCUACCAUCCACAAGCUUGCAAUCCACUUCACAGGAAACUUCUACUUCUCCUACAGAUAUUACAGUACCACCGCUGAAGAAAGGAGUACUCCGUUGGACAUCCAUUCAGAAUCCAAGAAUUCUGCGUACAGCUCACGCCCCAUAUCCACUCCCAAGAAUGGCUGUGAUUCCAGUUUUGAAGAAGAAAGAUGUUGCUACUACAUCUGAAACAGCUUCAACGUCUUCUGGCCCCCUAACGUAUGUUCCACCCAAAAAGGAAACCAAGAAGGAUCAAGCUGCUGCUCCAACUACUGGUCCACGGAAAAGAGGACGACCGAAGAAAGUGAAGCCAGCUGAUGGAAUUCCAUCGAGAUCAACUGAGAUGACUUUGAGAUCUCGUAAAAAAGAGAUCCCAAUUGAUCAAGUGGUUCAGGGACUUGUACAAUCUCUCAUAUCGAGGAUCUCUGGAGAAGCCAGCGGAUAA